AUGGUUCUAUGGACUUAUUUUUUUGUACCGACGCCGAAAACACAACUGGAAACAUGUCUUCAGUGGAUUAAAUCGCGCAGGAGGCCUCAAGACAAGUUUAACUUUCAUUGUAUCAACAAACAUAAGGCUGUGUACUCCAAGGUAAGGAUUCUAGGAGAUAAGGGUUCCAGGUUAGGUCUGUCUAUACAGUCUGACAGUUCCUUAUUCAGUACCUUGAUAGACCACAGGUACUUGGGCAAAUUGUAUAUGGCCCAUAGGGAUAUAAUUAUUGGGAAUAUGCCUGAAAAGUUCAACAAAUUCCUAAACACUCGAGUUAUCAUUGAUGGAACUGAAUUCAAAACCCAGGUACCGCAGUCUCAAAUGUACAGUGACUGCAAGUCAUUAUCAACUCUAAAAGGCCUUAGUGGCUGUUAUCCAUGUGGUUCUGUAAUAUUUGUGUCAGAGUUGUUUACCGGAUCCUGUUCAAAUAAAGAAAUAAUAGAAAGAAGGGCGUUUUAUGACGUUAACAAACAAUUGAAAAACAUUGGAUAUGUAAAAGAAGACAGUGAAGUGACUAAAAGAAUUGCCCGUCACCCUGAAAGAUUGAUCCGUAAAGUGAAAACCUUCAUAAUUUUAUCUAAUCGAAUUCUUACAUCGCUUUUCACAAAGAUUAAUGAGAUCUGGACAGUGUCUUGUUAUUUGACGUCAUUUCAGGAUAUGUCCAACAGAGACAUCAACCACAAAGAGGCCGUUGGGAACCAAGAAUUCACUCUGACAGAAACAGAAUGUUUCAACGACAGGCUGAUGUCCCUCACUCGAGAUUAUGAUGAAAUUAUACUUGUGUUUGACACAUACAGGGAUGAUUCUCCAAAGAGUGCUACGAGGGGUAAAAGAUGGCAAGAAAGAGCAACUGUCCAUUAUGAAAAUGGCUACCACACCAAGUCCGAUGGCCAGUUGAAACCAACCAUGACAGAUGCCCUUGCAGCUCCAAAGACCAUCAUUGAGAUGUGCAGCAGUGAUUGUCAGAAUGAUGACAGACAGAAUCAGUAUGAAACUGAUGAUGACGAUGAUGGUGAUGAUAUGUAA
This is a messenger RNA of Liolophura sinensis, 1065 nucleotides long. RefSeq lists its product as uncharacterized. NCBI's taxonomy places the organism in Eukaryota, Metazoa, Mollusca, Polyplacophora, Chitonida, Chitonidae. The record is from RefSeq and is a predicted model, not a curated record.